Messenger RNA from Asparagus officinalis (garden asparagus), 367 nucleotides. Its product is annotated as two-component response regulator ORR11-like. Gene Ontology annotation, biological process: cytokinin-activated signaling pathway; phosphorelay signal transduction system. The record is from RefSeq and is a predicted model, not a curated record. Bases 11 to 367 code for a protein of 118 amino acids. Lineage: Eukaryota; Viridiplantae; Streptophyta; Magnoliopsida; Asparagales; Asparagaceae. The transcript is spliced from 4 exons.
GUGAACGGUGAUGUCGUCCGUCGGUGGCGUGACGUUACCGGCGGAGGCCCAGACCCCGAAGUGCAUGUCUUGGCGGUUCGACGACAGCUCCGUUGACCGGGCGGUGAUCGCACGCGUGCUCCGCAGUUCUAAAUAUAGAGUGACUGCCGUGGAUAGUGGGAAGAGAGCACUGGAAAUGCUGGACAGGGAGCAAAAUGUAAAAAUGAUAAUAACGGAUUAUUGGAUGCCGGAGAUGACAGGAUUCGAACUGCUAAAGAAAAUUAAGGGUUUGUCUCAUCUGAAGGAAAUUCCAGUUGUCAUAAUGUCGUCUGAAAAUAUACCCAACAAUAUCCACAGGUGUAAUUUCGGACAAAGCUCAAGGGCAUAG